AUGAGUUACAAUAAAAGAAAGAUAUUUGCGUCGGAUACGUCUGAUGAAGAUGAUAGUUUCAAUAAUCGUCGACGUACUUCUCUGAAAGUCAACUUGAGUCAUAGCGAGAAUCUAACAGAUUCUGGUAAUGGUUCUCUCUGGAGAACAGAAAUAGAGAAUGAUAGAGGAAGAAUGGACAUGCAAACUGUCAAAACAUUGUCAAGGAAGAAAAGUAUGUAUGAGAAGAAUCACGAAUUUGAUUUUGAUAACAAAGAUAUGCGAGCCAUAAAUUAUACGGACAAUACUAUAGAUAAUAACAGUGAUAAUUCCAUUCAAAUAAACAAAGAAAUGCAGCUAAAACAUCUUACAAUAAAUCUAGAGGAUGUAAGUACCAAAGAACACUAUCUAGAAACAAGUUGCAAUCGUUUGAAAGAUGCAAUCUUAUCCAAAACCAAACAGAUAUUUGACAAAGAGAACGAACUUUCUGUAAAAAUUACGAACAUAUUAGGAAAUAAGGAAGAUCGUUUUGCAAACAGUAUCCAUAAUCCAAAUACUGAAACCGAAACAGUUGUGCUAGACAUGACUGACCUGAAAGAGAAAGCAGCCAGGGAACAUCAACAAUAUACUCACAGUGUGAACGAUCAGCAAAGAGAGGCUCAAUACUCCAAUAUUGUUGCUACACCAACAAGUAAUGCCAGACGGAGAAGUCUCGAGAAAACUGUAGAUAAAUCUAGAUUGACUCAAAGACGAUUGUUCAUUGAGGAGGACAAACAGGUAGAAGAACAAACAAAAUGUAGAAUUAUCCAAGAUGUUAUUCUGAAGAAAAACUUUCCAUUACACUCUCUAACACAAGCAAAUGAAAGCAGCGGCAGUCCUAUAUUAAGCAGCAGUAACAAAAGACUCAGUUUGCUCAGAAGAUCUAAAUUGCAUUCUCAAAAUAAGUUUGAAAACCUGAACAACACAUUCUCGACCGUACAUUCCAUUCAGAGUUUUAACACAGAAACACCUAUUGUUUCUUCUACUUUCAUUGAGGAUAAUGUAACAGGUGGAAAAGGAAUUACCAAUAAUGUGGAUGCAUCUCGUGCCACACACACAACGACUAAAGUAAUAUCAAUGGAGAUGACAGAAGUACAUGGAGGCAUUCAUAUAAGUGAAAAAAAACGCGUGUCUGUACAAACUAGGAAUUCUCCCCCAUACAUGAAUAACUAUAACGAAAACAGUAAGAAAGAGCAAUCUAAAAAAGAAAGUAUAAAGCGAAACAAAACAGGAAUUAGAAGUUCGAGAUUAGAAGAUGUUGGACAUUAUGUAAACGAAAUUACUGCAAGUAAUGUAUUGCAACCACAUGAACACGACGAUAAAACUAAAUGUCAAAACGAAGAAUGCUGUGAUAUGUCUGCAUCUGAUAACAGUGACACAAUUCGAUCAUCUUUAAAUGUAAAUACUUCAUUGGAUGCUGUGACAGAAACUAGCAAAACAAGGAACUUUCGAAAACCAAGCGAACACAGAAUGGACAAUGUAAAUCAAGAUUUCGAAGCUAAUAAUAAAACAUCAAUAGUUUUAAAUGAUCAACGCGAAAGUACAAAUACGGUUCGAACUUCGUUGCAAAUAAAUACAUCGGUAGAUUCUAUGCGCAAAACAUGGCGAAGAAGAAGCGAUAAGAAUGAUAAAGAUCAUUCAAGUAUGAAUAUGGAAUGUUCAUCAACAGAAAAUAAAGAAAUGAAUGAUAUAGACUCUUUGGAAAAUAUUAGUUUAAUUGAGAGAUUGAGAAAUAUCUCUAUGAGAAAUGAAAUUUCUCAUAAAGAUAAAUCGAAAGUUUCUAAAACGAAGGAUGAAGACAAAAGACGCUCAAGUAACAAUGAAAACAGCUACAGUUAUGUGGAGGGAACUCCGUAUCCAAUAAGUCGCUCGGUUUUGUUCAGAUCACAAUUAAAAUAUAAAACGAAGCAUUUGGAUGAUAAUAUCACCUGUGACAGCAAUUUAGAUUCAUUAGAAAAUAAAGAAAAAGAUGAUAAAACUCAAUCAUUUGCUUUGCAUUCAAAAGUUUUAAAUGAAAUGCGUAUGUCGACUGAAAUGCAAAAAACAAUAGAAACUAACUCAGUUAUUUUGGAAGAUACACUUAGCCAGAAUCGGCAGAAUCCUUUCGUUAUUCUAAAUCAAUUGACGGUCAUCGAAAGUACAUCCGACGUAACAAAAUCUGAAACAGGCGAAAAUAUAGUUGUACAAAACACGAAAUGUACUCCAGUAAAAAGGAACAGAAGAAGAUUAUUACCACUUACUCAAAUUUCUCAAUAUUCAAUCUCUCCGAUAGAGGAAAGGAAGUGUAUGACACCCGAGAAAUCGACGUCUAUAAAACUAAACAAACGAAUGAAGAAAAAACUUCCAAAAAGAAAAUCAAUACGUUCCAAGAAUAUAAAUAAUAUCAAGCAUAAUACCUCAAGCGCACAAAUGCAAUCAGAUAGUGAUUGCGAUAUGCCUGAAAAUGAGAUUAAAAAAAAUAAGAAAACGCGAAAACCGAAAAAGGUUAUCAGCAAGAAGAUCUUUAUCAAGAAAUUUGCCGACGAAAAGGUGUUUAAUAUAUUACAAAAUAGACAGAAUAAAGACAAUAAUUCAAUAGAAAAUAGAGAUUCCUUAGAUGAUUUUGUAGAAUGUCGCACAACAUCUACUCAAUGGAACAAAUACAAGUCCCAAAAGAUCAUCAUUGUAACAACCGGAUUAUCAAAAGAGGAUAAAAGUUUGGUAAAGAGUAUCGUCAAAUCACUUGGUGCAGCACAGUUGGAGUUGAAUGUAUCAAGACGGACGACUCACGUUGUGAGUACAGGUGUGCGUACCGUGAAUCUUCUCCGUGGUAUAAUAAGGGGCUGUUGGCUUGUUACUUUAGAGUGGAUUCUGAAAUCCUUGGAAAACAACGGUUGGCUGAAUCCAGAGACGUAUGAGAUGAAACAUUUCUCUAAAGCUGUACAGGAAAAUCGGAAAGACAGACAAUUAUUUGGACCCUCAUAUAUCCCAGAAUUGUUUGGCGCAUGUGGAUUCAUAUACGUUGAGAACAAAACUACAUUACCAUGUGAUAAGCUUAAGGAGCUUAUAAAGACUGCAGGCGGGCACAUUACCGAGAAUACCAAGCUUGCUAAAAUUAUUAUUGGCACAAAUGGCCUAAAAGAAACCUGGGUUAUAGAUUCUAUUACAACGGGUGAACUACAAUCGACUAAACUUUAUCAAUGGAGUAAUACGAAAUAGACUGAA
Messenger RNA from Cyphomyrmex costatus, 3219 nucleotides. It is a transcript of the gene MCPH1, whose product is annotated as Microcephalin. Bases 1 to 3213 code for a protein of 1070 amino acids. The record is from RefSeq and is a predicted model, not a curated record. The transcript is spliced from 4 exons. Gene Ontology annotation, biological process: mitotic cell cycle. Lineage: Eukaryota; Metazoa; Arthropoda; Insecta; Hymenoptera; Formicidae.